Messenger RNA from Osmia lignaria (orchard mason bee), 1936 nucleotides. RefSeq names its product threonylcarbamoyladenosine tRNA methylthiotransferase. Gene Ontology annotation, cellular component: endoplasmic reticulum. Lineage: Eukaryota; Metazoa; Arthropoda; Insecta; Hymenoptera; Megachilidae. The record is from RefSeq and is a predicted model, not a curated record. Gene Ontology annotation, molecular function: 4 iron, 4 sulfur cluster binding; tRNA (N(6)-L-threonylcarbamoyladenosine(37)-C(2))-methylthiotransferase activity. Gene Ontology annotation, biological process: tRNA methylthiolation.
AGUUCGAAAAUCUCACAUGUGCAGUGGUCACUGCAUGGUGUAAAGUAUUAUAGCUUAUAAAAUAAUAUGAAAAAGUUGUUUCAAUAUGUAACUUAUAUAAAAAAAUUAAAUAUAAAACGAUUGUUUCUACUAAGACCUCGACUAGUUUUUCAGUAGCAAAACAUAGAAUUAGCUGAAAGUAAAAUAAUUAAACAGGCUCAAGAGAGACAACUAACCUAGAAAUAUCUUAUGUGAUUUAACUUUUGUAAGCAAUGUUAGCUCCGUGUCAAGAUAUUAUAGAAGAUAUAGAAGAUUUAAUAUCAUCACAAGAUAUUACACCCAAAGAACGUUAUAGUUCCAGAAAGAAUGUCACAUUUCGUCCAAAGCGUAUGCAGUUGCACGAGGAAUUACCACAACCUCCUGUUUUCGACAGUAUUGUGCCAGGAACACAAACGAUUUACGUAAAAACUUGGGGAUGCACUCAUAACAAUUCUGACAGUGAAUAUAUGGCAGGUCAGCUUGCUGCCUAUGGUUACAGAUUGACAGAAGACAAACAUAAAGCAGACUUGUGGCUGUUGAAUUCUUGUACAGUAAAGAGUCCAUCCGAAGAUCAUUUCAGAAACGAAAUCGAAGUUGGAAGGAAACAGGGGAAACAUAUUGUACUUGCCGGAUGUGUACCACAGGGUGCCCCCAAGUCAUCUUUUCUACAAGGGUUAAGCGUAAUCGGCGUACAGCAGAUCGACCGUGUGGUGGAAGUGGUAGAAGAAACAUUGAAAGGAAACACGGUUCGAUUUUUACAGCAGAAAAAAGAAGCUGGGAAAAAAGUUGGCGGUGCUUCGCUGAGGUUGCCGAAAGUCCGAAGAAAUCCCUUAAUAGAAAUUAUAGCCAUUAAUACGGGUUGCUUAAAUCAAUGCACUUACUGCAAAACGAAACAUGCGAGAGGGGAAUUGGGAAGUUAUCCCCCUGAAGAGAUCGUUGAAAGAGCUACGCAAGCGUUCAACGAAGGAGUUUGCGAAUUAUGGCUUACGUCCGAGGACACGGGCACCUAUGGCAGAGAUAUUGGUACAAGUUUGCCAGAAUUGCUGUGGAAAUUGAUCGAGGUGGUGCCUGAUGGUUGUAUGAUUCGCCUUGGAAUGACCAAUCCACCCUACAUUCUAGAACAUCUGGAGGAAAUGAGCAAGAUUUUGAGACACCCGAAAGUCUACAGUUUCCUUCACGUACCGGUACAAACUGGGAGCGACCAAGUAUUGGCAGACAUGAAGCGAGAAUACACUUGCGCCGAUUUUGAAAUGGUCGUAAACUUUCUACGGGAACGUGUUCCAGGAUUAACCAUAGCGACGGAUAUUAUUUGCGGUUUUCCAACGGAAACAGAGCAGGACUUCGAAGAGACGAUGAAGCUUUGCGAAAGACAUAAAUUUCCAAGUUUGUUCAUCAAUCAGUUCUUCCCUCGACCGGGUACACCCGCUGCUCGAAUGCAGAAAGUACCCACGCAAGAUGUAAAGAAGAGAACGAAAAGGUUGUCGGAAUUUUUCCAGUCCUACUUUCCGUACGAUGAUAAUAGAGUUGGUAUUAUUCAAGAUGUGCUGGUCACGGAAAUAUCUCACGAUAAAAAGCACUACGUUGGUCACAAUAAAUCGUACGAACAGAUUUUGGUGCCUUUGAAAGAGGGGUACUUGGGAAAGAUGAUUAAAGUGAAAAUCCUAGAAACAACGAAAUAUUCGAUGAAGGGAGAACCGACAAACGAAGGUAUCUCUCCGUCGGUAAAACAGUGCUUACCUAAAGGAACUGUGUCUGGGAUACCGAUCGAGAUGAAACCGUCUAAAUACAGAAUAGCGGCAAUUCUGACGAUUUUUGUUGCAGUCUUUCUCAGACUGUUAUGGAAGUUUUUAAAUGUUUAAAAUGUACUAUUUGAACUUGUUGCUAGGUAGCAAAUAAAUAUCGAAAUUUUAUAUUAAAA